AUGCCUGGGGCUAUCGUGGCUGGCGAGCAGGUCACAAGCUGGCUGUCUCCAGAAGAAAAACAGUUCUUGAUCGGUCGACAACGAUUUGCGCGCUUUGAUGAGAACAAUCGUGGUGAAAUGGUUAAGGAACAAGAUGGUUUCUCCUGGAAUGCCGCUCGCAGCGCCUUCCGUUCUUUUCAUACAUACGCGGUCGCAGCAAUUGAGUUCACGGUGGCUGUUGUCGUUUACGGUAUCAGCUUCGUGCUACCUACAAUUGUGGAGGAUCUAGGAUAUUCAGAUGUGAAGGCCCAAGCGAUGACAGCGCCGCCUUACGUCUUUGCAUGCAUCGUUACUAUCCUCUCGGGUGUGGCGGCGGAUCGGUACCGCACUCGUAUGCUAAGUGUGGCAGUUCCGAACAUCAUGGCUGUUGUUGGAUUCAUUGUUAUCAUCGCAUGCGUGCGGUAUUCUUCUGUUUCAGGUGUGACUUACUUCGGUAUCUUUUUAAUGGCAGGUGGUUUGUACCCGAUCUCGCCAGCCGUGAUGGCGUGGACUGCGCUAAACAUGGCUGGUUCCAUGAAGCGUGCCGUUGGUAUGGCGUUGAUGAUGUCUAUUUCACAGCUUGGAGGGAUCGUUGGUUCCAACAUCUUUAUCACAAGUGAAGCCCCUACUUACCCGGUCGGGUUUGGCAUUGGCUUAGGAAUGCUGGUCGUCUUUGGUGUUAUCUGGCCUGUUAUCUAUUAUUGCAUAUUGAAGCAGACCAAUGCUCGACGAGCUAGUAUUCCGGAACAGGAGGUGCUUGCUCGUUACACGUAUCAGCAGCUCGCCGCUAUGGGUGAUGAGAGUCCACUCUUCCGAUAUGCUCUGUGA
Molecule: messenger RNA, 846 nt
Organism: Penicillium malachiteum
Lineage: Eukaryota; Fungi; Ascomycota; Eurotiomycetes; Eurotiales; Aspergillaceae
Exons: 3
Coding region: 1-846 (281 amino acids)
Biological process (GO): transmembrane transport
Cellular component (GO): membrane
Molecular function (GO): transmembrane transporter activity
Source: RefSeq, a predicted model, not a curated record